Molecule: messenger RNA, 2665 nt
Organism: Orussus abietinus
Lineage: Eukaryota; Metazoa; Arthropoda; Insecta; Hymenoptera; Orussidae
Exons: 8
Coding region: 474-1922 (482 amino acids)
Biological process (GO): positive regulation of cilium assembly; regulation of cytokinesis; positive regulation of protein localization to cilium
Cellular component (GO): midbody; early endosome; recycling endosome
Source: RefSeq, a predicted model, not a curated record
AUGUGAUAUUCAAGUUACCCCUUCCACUGCUAUGCGAGGUCUAGAUAUUUAUCGUCUAAGGUCAGCAACAGCCAGCGACGUAUAUAGAAGUGGUACUAACUGGUACCCAGUUUCACGCUACUUUUACUGUGUUUUUAUCAACAAAACAGCUCGUUCAACUAGUGACGAUACUAUGUCUCUCAACCGAAUUAAAAAACGAUAGGAGAAAGACAUUGGACAUAUUCUCAAGUGCCGUAACCGAGAGUAAAUCGGGGAAAAAAUUCUGAGCCCUUCUAUAGGGUACAGUUUCUGCUAGCGAUACCCUUGCGUCUCUCCGACCAUGCUCGCUCUCCUCUCCGAUUCUUUUUAAUUAAAGGACGGGAGAGGAGGCAGCGCUCAUGAGUCUUUUCUGACAGACGUCAAAACGCUAGUCAGAGCAAAGAAGCGAGAGGCCGUGAUAGAACGGUUCUCCGGAAACGGCGGCGUCGUCAACGAUGGCAGACAACGGUGAAAGGGACGAGCCGUCUCGACCUUUGGCAAACCAUAUGACAGACAGCUCCGAAGAAGCCGCCAGGACGCCCUCGCCGUCUUCGUUCUCAGUCUCUGACGAUGCGGAAAAAGCACGUGGCCUUGAACCUGCAGGAAGAUCGUCGAAGGGAGCCAACACAAACCGUGUUAGAACCGACCAAUCGACAGGUACCAAAUUGCCCCGUCGAGACGAGAAUCCGUUCAGCUUUAAACACUUUUUAAAAAAUGAUCCGUCGACGAAUUAUCAGCUAACUGGAGCCAGACCAAAGGUGUACUCUCCGCUUGCUAACACGAGUCCCGAGCCUAGCAGUCUUGACAGCGAGAGUGGAGUUUACGCUAGAAAUCCCACAGAACUGCCAGACUUUGUACAAGACCAUUUGGUUAUUGAACAGUGUUACUUGAAUCACGAUGCCGUUGCUCAACCUAUCGUCGACAUUGAAAAUCUCCCAGAUUUUGCCCUUAAUAGCAUGGAGACACGAAAACCUCGGCAUCGUAGCGAGCCAGAGAAGGGACAAUCGAGUGUUCUUGAUGACCUUCCGUUUGAUCUUACCGGAAGUUUGGUUAGAAGGGAGAGAGAACGUUCUAUGCCAAAUACAAAUCAUCCAGGUCCCUUGGACCUUCCUACAUUUGAUAGGCCCAAUGAUGAACCAGCCGAACGCCUGAAAUCAUUUGGGCUUAUGUAUAACCUACCCUUGGGACCUAGUGAAUCCGAUCCUAACGAUGCUGGGGCGGCAGCUUGGAGUUGUCCACCAAAUAAUGCAACUAAUAUCACCAAGUCGUUACCAGACUUCUUAAGUGAUGGACCUAUUCGAAGCAGAGUACCUCCACCAUCUGAUGCAGGACCUGGUCCUGCUGCACCGGAGCCUAUCGACCGACGGUUAGUUUUGGAAAAUGAAAGGCUACGCCAGGAAUUGGAGGCUGCUCAUAGACAACUGGAAAAAAGAUCAAGGAGAAUACAGUUGUUAGAAGUAGAACUGGCAUCUAGAAAAGCUGUAGUUUUCGAAGAAACUGCACAUCUGGAAAAGGCUAUGGAACAAGUAGAAGACAAUUUGAAACGUAGCACGAAGAGAGCUGUUAGUGCAGAGAACACCGUAACGGCUCUGAAGCAAGAAUUAAAAGUAUUAAUGACAGAAAUAUCAAUGCUACGUGCGGAGAACAGAGAACUCAGGGGGGACAUGGGUGCCAGUUCUAAUUACAGCGGUUCUGUUAAUUUAGACAGAAGGAUAAGAAGACUGGCAACUGAUUUGCGAUCAGCUGCGUCUAGUGCAGAAGUAUCGUUAAGGCAAUUAAUGUCUGGUGUGGAUAACUUAAGAGUCCUCGCUUCAGCUUUAGAAAACGUCGACAGGAUAGAAGAUCGCACCAAAGACUUUGUAUCGGACUUCGACGAGGAUAAUGCCGCCGGGCCAGCAUUGUAAAUGUUCCGUUUGUCCUGCUUUUCCUUUAGCGUCAUGUAUGCGCCCUGCUAGAUCCGCCGCGGCAAGUUCCUCAAAAUCUCGGCACGUCGUUGGAUAUCGCGUUUUCCCGGAAAACAGCUUUGACUCUUUCACACUGUGAGACAUGUUAUUUAUAACUUAUUUGUUAUAUUUUUCUAUUCGUUAAUUAUACGGGGUGCUCGAGGUCCGUGUAAUACAAAGUAACUGAGAAUACGAGGGUAUUCGAUCACAUAAAAGAGACACUCAAACGAACAACUAACGAAUGUUAGUUUUUUACAUGUCAAUCAUCGUCAAGACCAGUCUUCCGACUUGCAAAGAUUGUGUCUCGACGUUAAUGUUCGGACAAUAGGUCUGAUAAAUGUCCCGAAAGUUCGUGAAAGCGCAGCUUGUCAUUCGCAACUUCACCAAUUGUUACAGCUGUAUAUUUUUGAAGCCUCAGAUAUAUUUCCUUAGCCGAUCAUCUCUGAAUCUACAUUAAUAGGGUACGGUGGUCCUGCACGAAUGGGAAACCAGUGUCAUGCCAAUAGCGCAGGGUAAUGAGAGACAGUAUUCUGCGCCGACAAUGCGAAAAGUGAGAAGAAAUAAAUUAAUUACCUGAAUACUUAUUCAAAGUUGUUUUUUAUAUAACUACACUCGCGUAACAUGUAUCUAUUAAUGUGUGCCUGUUAUUUCCUACCCAAAGAGUGAUCUAUUUCCGAAUAAAUAUAUUGUCACACUUCACUUUA